Messenger RNA from Trichobilharzia regenti, 651 nucleotides. NCBI's taxonomy places the organism in Eukaryota, Metazoa, Platyhelminthes, Trematoda, Strigeidida, Schistosomatidae. The record is from the annotation of a GenBank genome assembly.
GUUUUAACCAGGUAAUGAAUUAUAUCAAGGGACACGUAUUCUGACGUAGAUUUCGAUCAGUAAAGUAGCGUACGCCUGCAGUGUCCAAAAAGAAUGCCGACUGCACCUCCUGCUUCGUCUAAAUCUUCAACCGCUUCAUCAAGAGGGUCUGCUGGUGGCGUUCGCCAAAGAAAGGGACCAACAUCAUCAGCAAGGAGACCAGUUGCGCCAGCUGCACAGAAAAAUCCUGUCUUCCUGUUUUAUUCAGAAGACUCUCCUGGCAUUAAAGUUGGACCUGUACCAGUGUUAGUAAUGAGUCUAUGCUUCAUUGUUUCUGUUUUUCUUUUACACUUCUGGGGUAAAUAUACCCGCAGUGCUUGAUCAGUUUUGCUUUAUUACUUAUUUUGUAAUUGUUUUGGUGGGCAGUUAUGUACAUACAUAACUAAUAAAAUCAGUCAAAUAACUAAAGUGAAGUUUAUUUUUUGCAGUACGUUGCGUAAUGACUCUUCCUAAAGUGGUUUUAUUAUCAGUAAAAUGUGGGGAGUCAUAACUUUGUUCUUCGCUGGAAUGCAUUACUAAGAUCAUUUAGAAUUCUGCCUAGUCCAACAAAUAACAUCUAGAUAGUGUUUUAGUAUCCUAAUACCAUUGAUAAUCAGCUAGAACAAAGUGGAC